UAUAUUUGCAAUAAAAUAUAUAAUAUUAUAUAUGAAAUAUAAUUUUUUGUAGUGUGUCCCCAACGUGUCCGUGACCUAUUUUUUUGAGAAAUGUCAUGUCGGUGUGUCCGUAUCGUGUCGUAUCUAUGCCUCGUGUUCGUGUCCAUGCUUCUUAGACUUUCGUUUCCAGGAUUGAAUACGAGACUGGAGUGGCACAAGUCAGAAUGAAAGCACGCAGAAGGUAGGCUUGAAACCCUUUCUUUCCUAACCUAAUGAAAAGAUUGUAGAGGACUUAUAAAAAGCAAUCAAAUACUAGACUUGAGUAUGCGUAAGAUAAUGUUUUUAGGAUGGCUAUGGCAUUAGAAAAGGAAAAUUAACCUAUGCAACUAUAGAUAUCGACAAUUCAACUCCUGAUUAGAGGAUUCACCGUAACCAAACAUACCGUUUUUCAGAGGAAGAAGAUAACUGCGAACCAAUUCCCUAUUAAUGCCUGUUAUAAUUACGAAAUCUGAAUAAGCUUACUCUAAGUAGGGGAUCCAAUUUCAGAUUGUUACCCUCUUCCUCGAAGAUCCUAUUCUCAAUACGAAAUGAAUGUAUUUGUUGCAGAAAUUGGGAAGACGGUUAAUAUUUGGACAGGGGCAGCAGAUGCUUGAUGUUGAGAUGGAAAAAAGAAGAAAGAAGAUACGGAAAUUCAAGGAAUCAGCAUGGAAAUGUGUUUAUUAUCUUUCUGCAGAGCUUAUAGCACUCGCUGUGACUUAUGAUGAGCCUUGGUUUUCUAAGACAAGAUAUUUUUGGGUAGGACCAAGAGAUCAGGUCUGGCCUGACCAGAAAUACAAGUUGAAGUUGAAGGGACUAUAUAUGUAUACUGGUGGAUUCUACACAUACUCCAUGUUUGCCCUAAUAUUUUGGGAAACAAGGCGUUCUGACUUUGGGGUGUCAAUGGGUCAUCAUGUCGCAACUGCCAUUCUCAUUAUGUUAUCAUACAUAUUCAGGUUUGGACGUGUUGGUUCAGUUGUUUUAGCUCUUCAUGAUGUUAGCGAUGUAUUUCUGGAAGUAGGAAAGAUGUCCAAAUACAGUGGUGCUGAAGCUCUUGCUAGCUUUUCUUUUAUUCUUUUUGUGUUGUCCUGGACCCUACUUCGCCUCAUUUACUACCCCUUCUGGAUCCUCUGGAGUACAAGCUACGAAUCCAUUCAGAGCAUAAAUAUGGAGAAGCACAAAGUUGCUGGACCUAUCUACUAUUAUGUCUUCAAUUCUCUUCUUUUUGGCUUGCUUGUUCUUCACAUUUACUGGUGGGUGUUGAUGUACCGGAUGCUUGUUAAACAAAUUCAAGCAAGAGGCCAACUCAGUGACGAUGUUCGAUCAGAUUCUGAAGCUGAAGACGAACAUGAAGAUUGA
Messenger RNA from Ilex paraguariensis (yerba mate), 1374 nucleotides. The record is from the annotation of a GenBank genome assembly. Lineage: Eukaryota; Viridiplantae; Streptophyta; Magnoliopsida; Aquifoliales; Aquifoliaceae.